Molecule: messenger RNA, 8791 nt
Organism: Hipposideros armiger (great roundleaf bat)
Lineage: Eukaryota; Metazoa; Chordata; Mammalia; Chiroptera; Hipposideridae
Gene: NCOR2
Product: nuclear receptor corepressor 2
Biological process (GO): negative regulation of transcription by RNA polymerase II
Cellular component (GO): chromatin
Molecular function (GO): transcription corepressor activity
Source: RefSeq, a predicted model, not a curated record
CGGCGCCCUAGGAGGCGGCGGCGGGAGGAUCACGCCCCGGCUUGGAGGCCCGGCCUGCUGCGCGCCCCCAGCCGGACCCGCACCGCCACUUGCCUGAGCGCCCGGGCUGCGCCGCCGCCUCCGCGAGGUCCCCCCGGAGCCUUUGAGGACACAGCGUCUCUGGCAGCCGUUUCUGGUUCCUGUGACAGGGCGGCCUGCAAGCAGAUGACGAGGACUGGCUUAUAGUCCUCAGUGGCCAUUGAGAGGGAGCUUAUCUGAACAACCACCGCCAUGUCGGGGUCCACGCAGCCUGUAACGCAGACGUGGAGGGCCACCGAGCCCCGCUACCCGCCCCAUGGCAUCUCCUACCCCGUGCAGAUCGCCCGACCCCACACGGACGUCGGGCUGCUUGAGUACCAGCACCACCCCCGUGACUACACCUCACACCUGUCACCUGGCUCCAUCAUCCAGCCCCAGAGGAGGAGGCCCUCCCUGCUGUCUGAAUUUCAGCCCGGGAAUGAAAGGUCCCAGGAGCUUCACCUGCGACCUGAGUCCCACUCGUACCUGUCCGACCUGGGCAAGUCGGAGAUGGAAUUCAUCGAGAGCAAACGCCCUCGCCUGGAGCUGCUACCCGACCCCCUACUGCGGCCCUCACCCCUGCUGGCCACAGGCCAGCCUGGGGGCUCUGACGACCUGUCAAAGGACCGCAGCCUGACGGGCAAGCUGGAGCCGGUGUCUCCCCCCAGCCCCCCGCACGCCGACCCUGAGCUGGAGCUGGUGCCUCCGCGGCUCUCCAAGGAGGAGCUGAUCCAGAGUAUGGACCGCGUGGACCGCGAGAUCACCAUGGUGGAGCAGCAGAUCUCCAAGCUGAAGAAGAAGCAGCAACAGCUGGAGGAGGAGGCUGCUAAGCCGCCCGAGCCCGAGAAGCCGGUGUCGCCACCGCCCAUCGAGUCGAAGCAUCGCAGCCUGGUGCAGAUCAUCUAUGACGAGAACCGGCCAUUGUACAACCAGCCGUCCGACACCAGGCAGUAUCAUGAGAACAUCAAAAUAAACCAGGCGAUGCGGAAAAAGCUAAUUUUGUACUUCAAGAGGAGGAAUCACGCCCGGAAGCAAUGGGAACAGAAGUUCUGCCAGCGCUAUGACCAGCUCAUGGAGGCCUGGGAGAAGAAGGUGGAACGCAUCGAGAACAACCCCCGGCGGAGGGCCAAGGAGAGCAAGGUGCGCGAGUAUUACGAGAAGCAGUUCCCUGAGAUCCGGAAGCAGCGGGAGCUGCAGGAGCGCAUGCAGAGCAGGGUGGGCCAGCGGGGCAGCGGGCUCUCCAUGUCGGCCGCCCGCAGCGAACACGAGGUAUCCGAGAUCAUCGAUGGCCUGUCGGAGCAGGAGAACCUGGAGAAGCAGAUGCGCCAGCUGGCCGUGAUCCCGCCGAUGCUGUACGACGCCGACCAGCAGCGGAUCAAGUUCAUCAACAUGAACGGGCUCAUGGACGACCCCAUGAAGGUGUACAAAGACCGGCAGGUCAUGAACAUGUGGAGCGAGCAGGAGAAGGAGACCUUCCGGGAGAAGUUCAUGCAGCACCCCAAGAACUUCGGCCUGAUCGCAUCUUUCCUGGAGAGGAAGACGGUGGCUGAGUGCGUCCUCUAUUACUACCUGACCAAGAAGAAUGAGAACUAUAAGAGUCUGGUGAGACGGAGCUACCGGCGCCGCGGGAAGAGCCAGGGAGCCCGGCAGACUGUUACCAGCCAGCCAGCCGCUCAUCCAGCUAAAGAAACGCAUGUCUCUUGCAGCCUGCCACCCAGUUUCCUGGCUCAGGUGAAGCCAUCACCGUCUCCUUCUCUGGCCUUUAGGGAGAAGACGGACGACACGUCUGGGGAAGACAACGAUGAAAAGGAGGCCGUGGCCUCCAAGGGCCGCAAGACCGCCAACAGCCAGGGGAGGCGCAAAGGCCGUAUCACUCGCUCCAUGGCCAACGAGGCCAACAGCGAGGAAGCCGUCACCCCGCAGCAGAGCGCCGAGCUGGCUUCGAUGGAGAUGAACGAGAGCUCCCGCUGGACCGAAGAGGAGAUGGAGACAGCCAAGAAAGGUCUCCUGGAACAUGGCCGCAACUGGUCGGCCAUCGCCCGCAUGGUGGGUUCCAAGACGGUGUCGCAGUGUAAGAACUUCUACUUCAACUACAAGAAGAGGCAGAACCUGGAUGAGAUUCUGCAGCAGCACAAGCUGAAGAUGGAAAAGGAGAGGAACGCACGGAGGAAGAAGAAGAAAACCCCGGCCGCUGCCAGCGAGGAGGCCGCCUUCCCACCUGUGGUGGAGGAUGAGGAGAUGGAAGCAUCGGGCGCAAGCGGGAAUGAGGAGGAGAUGGCGGAGGAGGCAGAAGCCUUACAUGCCUCUGGGAACGAGGUGCCCAGAGGGGAGUGCAGUGGCCCAGCCGCCAUCAACAACAGCUCCGACACCGAGAGCAUCCCGUCGCCUCGAACCGAGGCCGCCAAGGACACGGGGCAGAAUGGGCCCAAGCCCCCGCCCGCCGUGGGCACCGACGUGCCACCCCCUGAGCCACCCCAGCCCCAAGCCGCCGGCCCGCCCACGCCCCCGCCAGCAGCCCCGUCGCCUGCCCCGCCCCCUCCUGUGGUCCCCAAGGAGGAGAAGGACGAAGAGGCCUCAUCAGCGCCCCCGGCGGUGGAGGAGGGGGAGGAGCAGAAGCCCCCCGUGACCCAAGAGCUGGCCGUGGAUGUGGGCCCAAAGGACGAGCCCGGGGAGGCUCCCCCCGCCGAGCCCAUCAAAACUGAGUGCAAGGAGGAAGCUUCGGAGGAGGGGCCGGAUAAGGCCAAGGGGCUUGUGGAGGCAGGCGCCGAGCCCACGCCCGAGGGGGCGCUCAAAGUGGAGAAGAAAGAGGGGGGCGGAGGCCCUGGCGGCAAAGCCCCCUCGGCCAAGGGCUCAGGUGCCCCCCAGGACAGCGACUCCAGUGCCACCUGCAGUGCCGACGAGGUGGACGAGCCUGAGGGAGGCGACAAGAACAGGCUGCUGUCACCACGGCCCAGCCUCCUCACCCCAGCCGGUGAUGCCAGGGCCAACGCCUCACCCCAGAAGCCGCUGGACCUGAAGCAGCUAAAGCAGCGGGCGGCCGCCAUCCCCCCCAUUCAGGUCACCAAAGUCCACGAGCCACCCCGGGAGGACACAGCUGCCCCUAAGACGGCGCCCUCAGCCCCACAGCCAGCACAGCACCUGCAGCCAGAGAGCAACGCCCCUCAGCAGCCCAGCAACAGUCCUCGAGGCAAAAGCAGGAGCCCUGUGCCUCCUGCUGAGAAGGAGGAGAAGCCUGUGUUCUUCCCGGCCUUCACAGCCGAGGGCCAGAAGCUGCCUGCGGAGCCCCCGUGCUGGACGUCGGGCCUGCCCUUCCCCGUGCCCCCCCGUGAGGUGAUCAAGGCCUCUCCGCACGCCCCUGACCCCUCAGCCUUCUCCUAUGCUCCGCCUGGUCACCCGCUGUCCCUGGGCCUCCACGACAGUGCCCGGCCCGUCCUGCCACGCCCUCCCACCAUCUCCAACCCUCCGCCCCUCAUCUCCUCCACCAAGCACCCCAGCGUCCUCGAGAGGCAGAUGGGUGCCAUCUCCCAGGGACUGUCAGUCCAGCUCCACGUCCCAUACUCAGAGCAUGCCAAGGCCCCUGUGGGCCCCAUCACCAUGGGGCUGCCCCUGACCAUGGACCCCAAGAAGCUGGCGCCCUUCGGAGUGAAGCAGGAGCAGCUGUCCCCACGGGGCCAGGCUGGGCCACCAGAAAGCCUGGGGGUGCCCACGGCUCAGGAGACGUCCGUGCUGAGAGGGACGUCCCUGGGCUCGGUUCCAGGAGGAAGCAUCAGCAAGGGUGUCCCCAGCAACCGGGUGCCCGCCGAGAGCCCCAUCACCUAUCGAGGUUCCAUCACCCAUGGCACGCCGGCCGACGUCCUGUACAAGGGCACCAUCACCAGGAUCAUUGGUGAAGACAGUCCGAGUCGCCUGGAUCGCAGCCGGGAGGACGGCCUGCCCAAGGGCCACGUCAUCUACGAGGGCAAGAAGGGCCAUGUGCUGUCCUACGAGGGUGGCAUGUCUGUGUCCCAGUGCUCCAAGGAGGAUGGCAGGGGCAGCUCAGGGCCUCCCCACGAGACGGCCGCCCCCAAGCGCACCUACGACAUGAUGGAGGGCCGCGUCAGCAGGGCCAUCGCCUCAGCCAGCAUCGAAGGUCUCAUGGGCCGCGCCAUCCCACCUGAGCGACACAGCCCCCACCAUCUCAAAGAGCAGCAUCACAUCCGCGGCUCCAUCACGCAAGGGAUCCCACGGUCCUACGUGGAGGCCCAGGAAGACUACCUGCGCCGGGAGGCCAAGCUCCUGAAGCGUGAGGGUACACCGCCGCCGCCCCCGCCACCCCCGCGGGACCUGGCCGAGGCCUACAAGGCCCGGCCCUUGGAGGCCCUGGGACCCCUGAAGCUGAAACCGGCCCAUGAGGGCCUGGUGGCGACGGUGAAGGAGGCCGGCCGCUCCAUCCACGAGAUCCCACGCGAGGAGCUGCGUCGCACGCCCGAGCUGCCCCUCGCCCCGCGGCCACUCAAGGAGGGCUCCAUCACGCAGGGAACCCCACUCAAGUACGACACUGGCACGUCCUCCGCCGGCUCCAAGAAGCAUGACGUGCGCUCCAUCAUUGGCAGCCCUGGCCGGACGUUCCCAGCCGUGCACCCGCUGGACGUGAUGGCAGACGCCCGGGCGCUGGAACGCGCCUGCUACGAGGAGAGCCUGAAGAGCCGGCCGGGGGCGGUCAGCAGCUCCGGGGGCUCCAUCACCCGGGGGGCCCCGGUCAUCGUGCCCGAGCUAGGCAAGCCGCGGCAGAGCCCCCUGACCUAUGAGGACCACGGGGCACCCUUCACCGGCCACCUGACACGCGGCUCGCCCGUGACCACACGGGAGCCCACCCCACGCCUGCAGGAGGGCAGCCUCUCGUCCAGCAAGGCGUCCCAGGAUCGGAAGCUGACGUCGACGCCCCGUGAGAUUGCCAAGUCCCCACACAGCACCGUGCCCGAGCACCACCCCCACCCCAUCUCACCCUACGAGCACCUGCUCCGCGGCGUGGACCUGUACCGUGGACACAUCCCGCUGGCCUUCGACCCCACCUCCAUCCCCCGCGGAAUCCCCCUGGAUGCAGCCGCUGCCUAUUACCUGCCCCGGCACCUGGCCCCCAACCCCACCUAUCCGCACCUGUACCCGCCUUACCUCAUCCGCGGCUACCCUGACACGGCGGCACUGGAGAACCGCCAGACAAUCAUCAACGACUACAUCACCUCGCAGCAGAUGCAUCACAACGCGGCCACCGCCAUGGCCCAGCGCGCCGACAUCCUGCGGGGCCUCUCACCCCGCGAGUCUUCACUUGCGCUCAACUACGCCACCGGCCCGCGAGGCAUCAUUGACCUGUCCCAAGUGCCACACCUGCCUGUGCUGGUGCCCCCGACACCAGGCACCCCAGCCACCGCCAUGGACCGCCUGGCCUACCUCCCCACCGCACCCCAGCACUUCAGCAGCCGGCUCAGCAGCUCCCCGCUCUCCCCAGGAGGCCCCACUCACCUGACGAAACCCACCACCGCGUCCUCAUCCGAGAGGGAGCGGGAGCGAGACCGGGACCGGGAGCGUGAACGCGAGCGCGAGAAGACCCUGCUCACGUCCACCAGCACGGUGGAGCACGCGCCUAUCUGGAGACCCGGUAGGGCAGCCGAGCCCCGGGCUCGAGCCCCGCCCCGAGCCCCGGGGGUCCCGGCGGGGCCAGGCCCAAGUGUCGUCCCCACGGACUCAGUAGAUGCUCAGUUAAGUUUUGGGACGAUGGAGUGCAUGAAUGGGGUGGGGUGUCGCAGGUCAGGGUACGGAGGGGUGUUUAUUCUGGGAGCAGUGAGGGACGAGGAAACUGUUCCACAGCGGCAGGACCCCCAGGGAGUUAGAGUAAGGGAGUGACCCAGACUGGGCCUCAGGGCCCCCUGUGGUUCCCGCCUGACCGGUCCCCUCGCUGUCCUCCCCAGGUCCACCUCCACCUCCUCGCCUGUCCGUCCUGCCGCCACAUUCCCACCCGCCACCCACUGCCCGCUGGGCAGCACCCUCGACGGGGUCUACCCCACCCUCAUGGAGCCCAUCCUGCUGCCCAAGGAGACCCCGAGGGGCGCCCGGCCGGAGAGGCCCCGAGGGGACACUGGCCACGCCUUCCUCGCCAAGACCCCAGCCCGCACUGGGCUGGAGCCCGCCUCCUCCCCUGGCAAGGGCUCCGAGCACCGGGCCCUGGCACCCCCCGGCUCCAGCCACGCGGCCAUCGCCCGCACCCCAGCGAAGAGCCUCGCACCCCACCACGCCAGCCCAGACCCACCGGCACCACCCGUCUCGGCCGCGGACCUGCACCGGGAAAAGACUCAAAGUAAACCCUUUUCCAUCCAGGAAUUGGAACUCCGUUCUCUGGGUUACCAUGGCGGCAGCUACAGCCCCGAUGGGGUGGAACCCAUCAGCCCCGUGAGCUCGCCCAGCCUGACCCACGACAAGGGGCUCCCCAAGCAUCUGGAGGAGCUUGACAAGAGCCACCUGGAGGGGGACCUGCGGCACAAGCAGCCAGGCCCCGGGAAGCUUGGCGGGGAGGCCACACACCUCCCACACCUGCGGCCGCUGCCCGAGAGCCAGCCCUCCUCCAGCCCACUGUUGCAGACCGCCCCGGGGGUCAAAGGUCACCAGCGGGUCGUCACCCUGGCACAGCACAUCAGUGAGGUCAUCACGCAGGAUUACACACGCCACCACCCGCAGCAGCUGAGCGCGCCCCUCCCCGCCCCCCUCUACUCCUUCCCCGGAGCCAGCUGCCCCGUCCUGGACCUCCGCCGCACGCCCACCGACCUCUACCUCCCGCCCCUGGACCACGGCGCCCCAGCCCGCGGCUCCCCCCACAGCGAAGGGGGCAAGAGGUCUCCAGAGCCGAGUAAGACGUCAGCCCUGGGCAGCGGUGAGGAUGGUAUCGAACCUGUGUCCCCACCGGAGGGCAUGGCAGAGCCUGGGCAUCCUCGGAGCACCAUGUACCCCCUGCUGUACCGGGAUGGGGAGCAGGUGGAGCCCAGCAGGAUGGGCUCCAAGUCCCCAGGCAACACCAGCCAGCCGCCCGCCUUCUUCAGCAAGCUGACCGAGAGCAACUCCGCCAUGGUCAAGUCCAAGAAGCAGGAGAUCAACAAGAAGCUGAACACACACAACCGGAACGAGCCAGAAUACAAUAUCGGCCAGCCCGGGACAGAGAUCUUCAAUAUGCCGGCCAUCACCGGAGCAGGCCUCAUGACCUGCAGAAGCCAGGCCGUGCAGGAGCAUGCCAGCACCAACAUGGGGCUGGAGGCCAUUAUUAGAAAGGCGCUCAUGGGUAAAUAUGACCAGUGGGAGGAGCACCCGCUCGGCGCCAAUGCUUUUAACGCUCUGAAUGCCAGUGCCAGCCUGCCCGCUGCUAUGCCCAUAACCGCUGCUGACGGACGGAGUGAACACGCACUCACCUCGCCAGGUGGUGGCGGGAAGGCCAAAGUGUCUGGCAGACCCAGCAGCCGAAAAGCCAAGUCCCCGGCCCCGGGCCUGGCGUCGGGGGACCGGCCACCCUCCGUCUCCUCGGUGCACUCAGAGGGCGACUGCAACCGCCGGACGCCACUCACCAACCGCGUGUGGGAAGACCGGCCCUCAUCUGCAGGUUCCACGCCGUUCCCCUACAACCCCCUGAUCAUGCGGCUCCAGGCGGGUGUCAUGGCCUCCCCACCCCCGCCGGGCCUCCCCACUGGCAGCGGGCCCCUCGCCGGCCCCCAUCACGCCUGGGAUGAGGAGCCCAAGCCACUGCUCUGCUCGCAGUACGAGACGCUCUCCGACAGCGAGUGACUGUCAGGACGGGGUGGGGCGGCCGCUGACUCCCCCGGCCAAGAAUGGAGCCCCUGAGUCUGCCUGUGCACCGUCUGUCCGUCCAUCCAGAGCUGGCAUCCUUGCCUGUCUAAAGCCUUAACUAGGACUCCCGCCCCGGGCUGGCCCUGUGCAGUGACCUUACUCAGGGGAUGUUUACCUGGUGCUCGGGAGGGGAGGGACCCGGGGAGGGGCCGGGCAGGCGUGUGCCAGCCACACGCACACAGCCGGGGUGGCCAGGGACCCAAAGCAGGACGACCACGCACCUCCCACACCACUGCCUCCCCCCUUAAUGCAUUUGGAACCAAAGUCUAAACUGAGCUAGCAGCCCCCCGCCCCCUCCCUGCGCCCCCAUCCCGCUUAGCGCUCUGGACAGACAGGACAUGGGCCCUGUCCAGCCCCCAGCGCUCUCGUCCCGGUCCCCACAGGCUGCCCCAGCCAGCGAGACUGCUGGAAACCCAAGUCAGGCCAGCUGGGCGGGCGCAAGGGCCAGGUGCGGCCUGGGGCGCGCAGCUGUUUGAAGAACUGGACUGUUUUUUUCACACAUCGUUGCCGCAGCGGUGGGAAAGAAAGGCAGGUGUAAAUGAUGUAUUGGUUUACAGGGUAUAUUUUUGAUACCUUCAAUGAAUUAAUUCAGAUGUUUUACGCAAGGAAGGACUUACCCAGUAUUAUUGCUGCUGUGCUUUCGAUCUCUGCUUACCGUUCAAGAGGCGUGUGCAGACGGACAGUCGGUGACGCCAUUGUCCGCAGGGCCGAGGGGGCAGGGCCGCUGGCUCUCGAGCCCCCUGUGUCCUCCCUCCCUCCCUUCCUUGGGCAGAAUGAGUUUGAUGGGUAUUCUGUGACUGCCAUCUGCGCACGGCAGUGGCGCUCUGUCAUUUACACACGUUGUUCUCAUUAAAAAGCGAAUUAUACUCGA